UAGAUAGCACAUAUAUAUAUAAUGGUGAGCUUAACUUGACCGCGCCCCACCUAGGGUUCACGAGGGGAAAGGAGGAGAGAGGAUUGUAGAUCAGAGAUGCGACGGUUGCCCUGCGCCGAUCUCCUUUGGGAGCUGCAAUCCGGAACCCUCUUUCGGUUUAGAUUUCAGAAGUUCAAAUCCUUCCCGGUUUCAAUCUCCAGGAGUUAUAAAUAAGAGUUGCCGUCAACCAACGACACCAGGGAUUCCUAGGAUAUCAGUUUUCACGAGCCAUCAAGUGCCCGAUAUCAGCCUCAGAAGAUCAACGCGGGAGCCAUCGUGUCUCCAGGUUGCCAGCGCAAGGGGACGCCUGGGCAGUCAUCAAAAUUUGGAGGAGAACCUAUAAUACAUCAGAAGACUUCGAUGGACAAACCUUCUGUCAAGGGCCUCAGCAGUUCUAACCGGUGGUGCUCCAUAGCCAUGCUGGAAGAAGAUGAAAGCGCCUUGCACCGUGACAGGCUCAGCAAUUUACCUGAAGACCUGUUGCUCAAUAUCAUAGAGCGACUUGAUGUUGCAGAUGCCAUGAGAACCAGCAUUCUCUCCAGACGGUGGAAGCUGAUCCCUACUAUGCUCUCCAAAAUUCUUAUAAUGGUUGGUUCCACUGACAACAUGCAAGAGAGGACCUGUGAUGUUGCUCGGGCCAAUGCAACCGUGCUUGGAGCAACCAGGAGCCUUCUGGAAAGCAGGAGUGCAAGUCCAUGCACCAUCCACCGCCUGUGCUUACAAUUCUACUUGGGAAAGGGAUCCAAAUUAAUUGGCCGGACUGUUGCCAAAACCAUAGCAAAACACAAGGUUGGUUUUGCUGAGUUCACAAUCUUGACACAGAAGGAAUUGGAACGAAGCAGCUCUGCCGAUAGGUUCGCUUACGGGCUGCAGUUCAAGUUAUUUCUUGGUACUUGCCCGAACGCAUUCAUUCGUCUCGCACGACUCAAGUUAGAGAAUUUGAGGCUACUUGAAUCAGAUAUCCCUUGCAUUCUCAAAGUGUGCAAACGACUGGAGUUCCUCCGCUUGGACAACUGUGACAUGGGGUAUCGGUCCUUGCUAGCAGUGGAACACCCGCGACUCCGUGAGCUCGAGAUUGUCAGCAGUGAGUUUGAGAGGGUUGAUCUGAGCUUUCUGCCAGAGCUAACAACGCUGACUUUUUCUUAUUGGGUGUCUCUGCAUGACCCUUUGUCUUUUGGUUAUGUCCCACUGCUGCACACCGUGAGCAUCAGUAAUACAGCUCUUUCAUGGCACAAGAUGCUCAAGUUAAGUGAACUUCUUGGCAAAGCCACUGUUAGCAACCUGCAUCUGGGCUUUGAAAGCGAAAAGAUUUGGGUUAAACCUGAAGAUCGGAGAAAAUUGUCAUUGGUGUUCAGCAAACUAAGGUUUGUUAAUUUGGCUGCCAUUUCAGAAGAAUGUGAUCUGAAGUGGACCUUGUUUGUUCUGCAAGGUGCACCUUCCCUUGAGGAGUUAUGCAUCAAGGUUUGCGAUUGUUUGAGGAUAUGGGAUGAGGAAGAGAGGAGGAAGCACGCGUAUAGUGAGAAGAGGAAGGACGCUGGUACAAAUUGGGAAGCAUCUGAUUUCAUGCACCGCAAACUUUCUGUGCUCAAGAUCUUUGGGUUUCAGUCAGAAGAAAAAUUUAUGAAUUAUGCCAAAACCGUCAUGGAAGUAGCAGUCAAUCUGAAAGACAUCUACCUGCACGAGAAGCCAGCGUGUGAGGAGAAGUGUGCAUACAGCCACCGGCGAGGUGACAGAUACCCACGGACAAAGAGGCAUAAGAUCUGGGUUAGGAACAAUCUGGACAUGGAUAUGCACCCGCUGUUAAGGCUUCACUUCCGAUUUUAAGAAAAUAAUGUAGUUUUGCUUCUUCUGGAUAAUAACAAGGAAUCAGGCGUUAUGGUCCUGAACACAUAUUUGUGUUUUAGCUAUGUUGUGUCUACAUUUUGGCGAUGAAGACUGUUUGUUCUAUAUCUCAGUAAGGAAGUGACUGCUUAUUGUAUCAGUAGUAAAAUGUUGCUAUGAAACUAAACUUGUCUUGCAUUUUA
This is a messenger RNA of Lolium perenne, 2063 nucleotides long. RefSeq lists its product as uncharacterized. Gene Ontology annotation, molecular function: protein binding. The record is from RefSeq and is a predicted model, not a curated record. NCBI's taxonomy places the organism in Eukaryota, Viridiplantae, Streptophyta, Magnoliopsida, Poales, Poaceae.